Colossoma macropomum (tambaqui) is the source of this 855-nucleotide messenger RNA. Its product is annotated as myelin-associated glycoprotein-like. The record is from RefSeq and is a predicted model, not a curated record. NCBI's taxonomy places the organism in Eukaryota, Metazoa, Chordata, Actinopteri, Characiformes, Serrasalmidae. Bases 1 to 726 code for a protein of 241 amino acids. The transcript has 6 exons.
AUGCCGCCCCCGCAGAACGUGUCAAUAAGCCAGCGGCCGCUGCAUGUCCUGGAAGGCCAGUCUCUCACGCUCUCCUGUUUGAGUCACGCUUUUCCAGAAGUGCUGUCCUACAGCUGGUACCUGGUGUAUGAGGACAGGGAGGUCCAGCUCAGCGAGCGGUCAGAGAGGCUCCACCUGCAGGUCGUGGGCAGGCACAUGGGGCCAUACCGCUGUUCAGCUCACAAUGAAAUCGACCAGAGUCGCUCCACCAGCACGCUGGUUCGUGUGGACUUCGCGCCAGUCAUUUCUCCAGACUCCUCCUGCACACUGGAAAAAGGACAGGUCAGGUGUGAGUGUGUGGUUGAGUCUUAUCCACUGGCAGCUGUGACCUGGACUGCCCCUGGUGUUCAAAUCAAUCGAACGGUCAGCAUGGAGUUCAGUGGGAGUCUGAAGUCUACUCUGACCGGGCACAUGGGGAACGGACAAGAUCAUUUGAUCACCUGCCACGCUGCCAACAAAUAUGGACAGAUUUCUCUGCAGCUCACACUCAAAGGCUCUUCUGCCUCGUCCAUGUCUUCACUCGCCGCUGCAGGAUGUGGAGGCGCUGCUUUAGUGCUCCUGAUCGCUGCGAUUCUCUACUGCACACAACGCAGCAGGGAGAACAUCAACCCACUGGUAGAAGUUGAGCUGAAGGACAAUGAACAGGAAAAGGGAGAUACCAAGUACUCCAGAACAAUGUGGUUCUGAUGGCUGCCAGAGUGAAAGUAUUUCGAUAUUUCUUGCCUAUUAUUUUAAGUUUUUAAAUAUUACAGGAGAACAAAUAUUAUGUGUAUUAUGUUGAAUUGACAUAGAAUUUGUAACAUUAUAGAAUUCCAG